AUGCCCCAGCCUGCCAUGGCUAUCCAGGCAGCAACUUUGACCCUGGUGCCCCUCGUAUGUGCCAUAGGUGUGGUGGGGAACGCCAUGGUGGUUCUGAUGGUGAUCCGGAGUCACCAUAUGGUCACAUCCACCAACUGUUUCUUGGUGAGUCUAGCCUUUGCAGCUGCUGGAGUGCCCACCGGGGAUGAGGCAGCGUCUAACCGGGUCUGGGUCUUCGGUCAUGCCGGGUUUCUGGGUAUCACCUAUCUGCAGUACGUGGGCAUCAACGCGUCCACUGGCUCCAUCACAGCGGUCACGGGGGAGCGCUACUUGGCCAUUUGCCCAUUGCGUGCCAAGGCGCUGUGUACGGUGGCCCGUGCCAAGCGCAUCUCUGCGCUGGUCUGGACAGGUACAUGUGCCUACUGCAUGCUCUGGCUCUUCCUGGUGGACACACGCGAGACCGUCUAUGCCGAUGGCGUCCAGGUGAAGUGUGGCUACCACGUGUCACGCUCCCUCUACCUGCCCGUCUACUUUCUGGACUUCACGCUCUUCUAUGUACUGCCCCUGGGCCUCGCCAUCAUCCUGUACACGCUUAUAGCUCGCGUCCUUUGUUUGGGGCCACUGCUGCCUAGAGGUUGUGGCAGCGCCUAUGGCCAGGAGCCCUGUGGCUCAGUGCACCAGCAUGGCUCCUCCAGUCAUGAGCACUUCUCCAGGGUCACAAGAGGUUCCCUCAAUUCGCGGAGACAGGUCACCAAGAUGCUGGCAGUGGUGGUGGUUCUCUUUGCUCUGCUGUGGCUGCCCUACCGGGACCUGGUGGUGGUCAACUCUUUUCUGAGCCAGCCCUAUUUGGAUGGGGGCUUCCUUCUCUUCUGUAACCUCUGCAUCUACCUGAACAGUGCUCUCAACCCUAUCAUCUAUGCUCUCAUGUCCCAGCGCUUCCGGGAAGCCUUCCAACGGGAUCGUCGCGGAGCGUCGGGUGUGCGCCCCCUCGGUGGCCUGGUUCCCCCACAAAGGAUGUGCGCUACAGGUGAGAAUCGAGCCUGGAGGUUUGUUUGGCCGGCCGUGGGAAAGCCAAGUGACAGAGCCUAUGGGCUGGCAGAGGGGGCCUGGAGGUUUCUGGAAGAGCUGAAAGCGCCGCGGGUAGCCUGGUCCAAAUCAAAGGCGCUGGAGUCAAGGAUGCCUCCCAGUAGCUUCUCAGAUUUGCAUGCACCCUAG
Messenger RNA from Suncus etruscus (white-toothed pygmy shrew), 1194 nucleotides. RefSeq names its product thyrotropin-releasing hormone receptor-like. Gene Ontology annotation, molecular function: thyrotropin-releasing hormone receptor activity. Gene Ontology annotation, biological process: phospholipase C-activating G protein-coupled receptor signaling pathway. The record is from RefSeq and is a predicted model, not a curated record. NCBI's taxonomy places the organism in Eukaryota, Metazoa, Chordata, Mammalia, Eulipotyphla, Soricidae. Gene Ontology annotation, cellular component: membrane.